AUGGCGAUUAUUCAAGAAAGUUGUAUUGAUCCUUUGGGAUCAUAUGUUGUAUAUUCCCCAGUUAAUAUAUCUGACAUGAAGAUGAGUAUAAAUGGUGAAGAGUCACCAACGAUGUCAAUGUUUCCAUCCGGCAUUGUCAUCUCAAAGGAUGGACGGUGUAUUGCAAAUGCUUGUGCAUCGAGUAGUGCAAAUGUUGAUACAAGAACAUAUGGUUCUCUGUUGACUGUGGCUUUCCAAAUACUGAUGAAUAGUCCAACAACCAUGAUAGCAGAAUCGAAGACUGUUGUUAACUCUCUCAUGACCUCAACAGUGAAAAACAUAAACCAUGCUCUCAUACGUGCAUUAACGUAUGGGAAAAUACCUGAAAUUACCCUAAACAUUGACGUUUAUCGUAAUGUUAAGAAUAGAGUUCCUUCAGUGGUAUCAAAAUACU
Sphenostylis stenocarpa is the source of this 433-nucleotide messenger RNA. The record is from the annotation of a GenBank genome assembly. NCBI's taxonomy places the organism in Eukaryota, Viridiplantae, Streptophyta, Magnoliopsida, Fabales, Fabaceae.